Messenger RNA from Scheffersomyces coipomensis, 1287 nucleotides. Its product is annotated as methionine aminopeptidase. The coding region runs from base 1 to 1287 and encodes 428 amino acids. Gene Ontology annotation, molecular function: metalloaminopeptidase activity. The record is from RefSeq and is a predicted model, not a curated record. NCBI's taxonomy places the organism in Eukaryota, Fungi, Ascomycota, Pichiomycetes, Serinales, Debaryomycetaceae. Gene Ontology annotation, cellular component: cytoplasm. Gene Ontology annotation, biological process: proteolysis. The transcript has a single exon.
AUGCCUGAAUCGGUAGAUAAACCCCUUGAGGCGAAGGUCAAUGAUUUGACUAUCACAGGUGCAACUCCGUCAACUCCCGAAGUGAUUCCAAAACCAAUUGUGGAGGAUGAAGAUGAAGAUGAUGACGAUGAUGAAGAUAAACCUACUGAAACUGGUGAAAAGAAAAAGAAGAAGAAAAAGAAGAGUAAGAAGAAGAAGAAGUUGACUACUAUUGAUUCCCUGUAUCCUGAAGGUGUUUUCCCUGAAGGUGAAUGGCAAGAAUAUCCUCUUGAUAUUAAUAGUUAUAGAACUACUCUGGAAGAAUUACGAUAUUUAGAUAGACAACAAAAUAAUAAAUGGGAAGAUUUCAGAAAGGGAGCUGAGAUUCAUAGAAGAGUAAGGAAUAAAGCUCAAUCAUCAAUUAAACCGGGGAUGUCAAUGAUUGAAAUUGCUAAUUUAAUUGAAGAUUCCGUUCGUACUUAUGCUGGGGCCGAUCAUACUUUAAAAGCUGGUGUUGGAUUCCCAACUGGAUUAUCAUUAAAUCAUGUUGCAGCUCAUUAUACUCCAAAUACAGGAGAUAAAUUAACCUUAGCCAAGGAUGAUUUAAUGAAAGUUGAUAUUGGAGUUCAUGUCAAUGGUCGUAUUUGUGAUUCAGCAUUCACUAUGUCAUUCAAUGAUACUGGGAGAUAUGAUAGUAUAUUAGCAGCUGUUAAAGCAGCUACUAAUACUGGGAUUAAAGAAGCUGGUAUUGAUGUUAGAUUGAAUGAUAUUGGAGAAGCUAUUCAAGAAACUAUGGAAUCUUAUGAAAUGGAAUUAGAUGGAAAGACAUAUCCUAUUAAAUGUAUUAGGAAUUUAAAUGGUCAUAAUAUUGGAGAUUUUAUAAUUCAUUCGGGUAAGACUGUUCCUAUUGUUCCAAAUGGAGAUAUGACUAAGAUGGAAGAAGGAGAAACUUUUGCUAUUGAAACGUUUGGAUCAACUGGUAAUGGAUAUGUUUUACCUGAAGGGGAAUGUUCUCAUUAUGCUCGUAAUCAAGGUACUGAAAAUAUCAAUCCCCCAUCUAAAAGUGCUAAAGAAUUAUUAGGGAGAAUUAAUGAAAAUUUCGGUACUUUACCAUGGUGUAGAAGAUAUUUAGAAAGAACAGGUGAAGAGAAAUAUUUAUUUGCGUUGAAUCAAUUGGUUAGAGCUGGAAUAGUGGAAGAAUAUCCUCCUAUUGUGGAUAAAAGAGGAAGUUAUACUGCUCAAUUUGAACAUACUAUAUUAUUACAUCCUCAUAAGAAAGAAGUUGUUACUCGUGGUGAUGAUUUCUAA